Molecule: messenger RNA, 1415 nt
Organism: Arabidopsis arenosa
Lineage: Eukaryota; Viridiplantae; Streptophyta; Magnoliopsida; Brassicales; Brassicaceae
Source: the annotation of a GenBank genome assembly
ACCCUCAAAAUUGCUGCUUUUGGCUUGCCUUUGGAUUAGUAAUUGUCAGAAUGAUUGCCCGGAUCCUUGCCGCCGUAGCCGAUUCCAUGGAUAUUCCGGUGGCUGCCGGUGGAUCAGUGCUGGGUACCAUCAAAAUCGCUGUGAUGCCAAUUGCCAAGGUUUUCACCAUGUGCUUCUUGGGUCUUCUCAUGGCCUCCAAGUACGUUAACAUCUUGCCUCCCUCCGGCCGCAAACUCUUGAACGGGUUGGUCUUCUCGCUUUUGCUUCCCUGCUUGAUCUUUUCCCAGCUUGGACAAGCCGUCACUCUCCAAAAAAUGCUUCAGUGGUGGUUCAUUCCCGUGAACGUCGUUCUUGGCACCAUCUCUGGCUCGAUAAUCGGUUUCAUAGUUGCUUCCAUCAUUCGUCCCCCUUACCCUUAUUUCAAGUUUACAAUCAUACAAAUUGGAGUUGGCAAUAUUGGCAAUGUGCCUCUUGUUUUAUUAGCGGCUUUAUGUAGGGACACCUCCAACCCUUUUGGUGACUCCGAAAAAUGCAGCAUUGAUGGCACUGCUUAUAUCUCUUUUGGUCAAUGGGUUGGUGCUAUCAUCCUCUAUACAUAUGUGUACCAGAUGUUUGCUCCUCCUCCAGAAGGGUUUGAUGCUGAAGAAGAAAAUCUUGCUUUGAAAAACCUUCCAGUAGAUACUACUCCAGAGCGAGUCCCCUUGCUUACUCAGAAUUUUCCCAAGGACUUUUCGCCGACUCAAGAUCUUUUGCCCGUACAGAGCACCGAACCUAGAGGAAGAGUGGUUUCAAGGAAAGGCAAGAUUACACAGAUCUUUGUUUUCCUCUAUGAGAAGUUGAAACUGAAGCAAAUUGUCCAGCCUGCAAUAGUUGCUUCGAUCCUUGCCAUGAUACUCGGUGCAAUACCUUUCACAAAGAAGUUGAUAUUCACAAAUGGUGCACCUCUAUUCUUCUUCACAGACAGCUGCAUGAUUCUUGGGGACGCGAUGAUACCGUGUAUCUUACUGGCACUGGGGGGAAAUCUCAUUAACGGACCAGGAAGUUCAAAACUUGGUUUCAAGACAACAGCAGCUAUUAUAUUUGGACGGUUGGUGUUGGUGCCACCAGUAGGACUAGGAAUAGUGACACUAGCAGACAAACUUGGGUUCCUUCCUGCUGAUGAUAAGAUGUUCCGAUUUGUGUUACUCCUUCAGCACACAAUGCCUACAUCAGUACUCUCAGGAGCUGUUGCCAACCUUAGAGGCUGUGGAAGGGAGUCAGCUGCUGUGCUAUUCUGGGUCCACAUUUUCGCCAUCUUCUCAAUGGCUGGAUGGAUGGUACUGUACAUCAACAUACUCUUCUGAAUUCUUCUUCUUAUUGACACAUUCUUCUGCUACUAAACAAUACGUCGGUGUAAAUACAGUGGCAUCUCCUAU